CAGGAUGAAUGGACUUAUAGAAGCUUUUUCGCUAGAUAUUUAUAGGGCUGUCUGCAGAAGUUUGUUUGUCAAGGACAAAUUAUUGUUGUCGUUUAUGUUGGCCAUAAACACUUUGAAGUUAAAGAACCAAGUUGAUCACAUGGAGUUACUGAUGUUGUUGCAAAUUAAGAAAAAUUGCUUAGAAGUCGGUUCCAAUUCGCCUUUUAGUUGGUUUGAACAACAAAUCUGGAAUGCAUUGUGCAGCUUGGAGAAAUGUACAGCCUUCAACGGUAUAGCAAAGAGUAUUGAAGAAAAUGAGGAUUUGUGGAAAAAAUUUAAUGCAACUUUAUCCAAAAACGAUUUACCAAAACCAUUUUGCGACAAUUUCAACAAUUUCCAGAUGCUGGUGCUAUCGGUUGUGAUGAAUCCUGAUAAAACUGUUAACCUAAUGCAGAAAUUCGUCGCAGAAAAUUUAGGAGAAUUAUUCCUGGAGUCUCCUCCAUUCGAAUUAAAAAGUUUAUAUGGUGAGACAGAUUGUUGUACACCUUUGAUGAUUCUGUUAUCACCAGGUGUUGAUCCUUUUUGCGACAUAAUAAAAUUUGGAGAACUACAGGGUGUCGGUUCUGAUAAAAUGCACUACAUAUCCCUUGGAAACGGCCAAGACGCCCUCGCAAGCAAAUUACUAGACGAAUGCAUGAAGAACGGUUACUGGGCUAUUCUGCAAAACUGUCAUUUAGCCAAAAACUGGCUUAAAAACCUGGAAAAAGUUUACGACAACAUAUCACCUGAAUCCGUUCAACCUGAAUUCCGUCUAUGGAUGCUCUCAUCACCGAGCGAGCAUAUACCUUUCAGCAUUCUAAAGAAUUCUGUGAAACUUGUUGAUGAAGUACCAGCAGGUAUAAGGUCCAGUAUCCAUCAGUCUUAUCUUUGUUCUCCGAUUUCUGAGAACAGCUGGUUCAAAAGUGGUCCGGAGGAACGUGCAGAAAGUUUUAAGAAGUUGCUGUAUGGUUUGUGUUUUCUGCAUGCUCUGCUGCAGCAGAGGGCCAGGUAUGAAGCCUGGAAUUAUAGAUAUGAUUUUUGUUUGAGCGAUAUGAGGACUGCUGCUGUUGAUUUGAAGAUUUUGGUGGAGGAAAGCUUGGAUGAUGAGGACAUUUCUUUUGAAACUCUUUGUUACCUGGCAGGAGAAUGUGUGUAUGGUGGACGUUUAAGAGACGAUUGGGACAGAAGAUGUUUAAAUACUUUAUUGGAACAAUUUUAUUGUCCUAAUUUGAUUAAAAAUAGCGACUAUACAUUCUACAAUACAGAUAUUCGGAUAGUUCCUUCAAAUCAGACCUAUCCAGGACAUAUGAAUCAUACAAACAAUUUAUCCUUGUUCGAUUCAACUGAUGCAGUUGGCUUAGGAGCAAAUGCUGAAAUUUUGAAAAAUCAACGGAAAUGCGAACGCUUUUUUGACUUAUUGGUGAAAGAGCCUUUACCAGAAGAUGAAAACUACAUUCGAGUUCUCCAAAUGAUCGAAGAAAUUUCCAAACAAAUUCCCGAAAUGUACGACGAAAAAAUUGUACAAGACAAAUUUGCCGAAUUAGAAAACGACAACGUGUCUAUAUUUUUGCUUCAAGAAUUGCAAAAGUAUGGAAUUUUAGUGAAAUGUAUCCUGGAGACUUUGGAAACGGUCAAAACAGCUUUGUCAGGUUCUGUAAUUACAAGUGUAAGCGUUGAAAAGGUAUUUCAAAGUUUGUUAAAUAACCAAAUUCCUGAAAAAUGGCUUAAAUUCUCAUAUCCGUCCAUCAAGACUUUGGGUUCAUACAUUGUCGACUUGGGCAAAAGGAUCACAUACUUACAGGUAAAUUCUUAA
Ctenocephalides felis (cat flea) is the source of this 1831-nucleotide messenger RNA. RefSeq names its product dynein heavy chain 7, axonemal-like. Gene Ontology annotation, cellular component: dynein complex. Gene Ontology annotation, biological process: microtubule-based movement. Bases 5 to 1831 code for a protein of 608 amino acids. Gene Ontology annotation, molecular function: dynein light intermediate chain binding; minus-end-directed microtubule motor activity; dynein intermediate chain binding. The transcript has 12 exons. NCBI's taxonomy places the organism in Eukaryota, Metazoa, Arthropoda, Insecta, Siphonaptera, Pulicidae. The record is from RefSeq and is a predicted model, not a curated record.